CCAAUAGCCCACUUAAUUUGACUUAAGACGUUGAGGGCUUGAGGCUGCAAUCACACCAUUUGACCUGCGAAUUCUUUUAUUUCCCAGGUCUCAUAAUUUCAAUCUCGUUCUCGGCACGAGCAAACUAGUGGGGAACAGAAAGAAGGGGGCUGGUCCCAGUUGCUGUGAAUGACCUUUCCUGCCCAAUUUCUUUCUUGAUUGGGAUAGGGUUUCGUUAAUCUGAGUCUUAAAGAGUCGUCUUCAGUGCAUCACGUAGUCCUCGCUCAGUACCGAUCAUUUCUGUUAAAAAGAAGUAAUCUGAGAAGAUGGCGGAGGAACGGUCUGCAAUCGCAAAAGAUAUUACUGAAUUGAUAGGGAAUACGCCGUUAGUAUAUCUCAACAACAUUGUGGAUGGCUGUGUGGGCCGUAUUGCUGCCAAGCUAGAGAUGAUGGAGCCUUGCUCAAGUGUUAAGGACAGGAUUGGGUAUAGUAUGAUCACUGAUGCAGAGGAGAAGGGCCUCAUAACACCAGGGAAGAGUGUCCUCAUUGAGCCUACUAGUGGUAACACCGGUAUUGGGUUGGCCUUCAUGGCAGCGGCUAAGGGUUACAAGCUUAUCAUUACAAUGCCUGCUUCAAUGAGUCUUGAGAGGAGGAUCAUUCUCCGAGCUUUUGGAGCUGAGUUGGUCCUCACAGAUCCUGCUAAGGGCAUGAAGGGGGCUGUUCAGAAGGCAGAGGAAAUUUUGGCAAAGACACCUGAUGCUUACGUAUUGCAGCAGUUUGAAAACCCUGCCAAUCCCAAGAUUCACUAUGAGACUACUGGACCGGAGCUUUGGAAAGGCUCGGGUGGGAAAAUUGAUGCCCUUGUUUCCGGUAUAGGUACCGGUGGUACAAUAACAGGUUCGGGGAAAUUUCUUAAAGAGAAAAACCCUAAUAUUAAGCUAUACGGUGUGGAACCAGCUGAAAGUACAGUGCUAUCUGGAGGAAAGCCUGGCCCACACAAGAUCCAGGGUAUUGGAGCUGGUUUCAUUCCCGGGGUAUUGGAAAUUGAUAUCCUUGAUGAAGUUGUUCAAAUAUCAAGUGAGGAAGCUAUUGAAACUGCAAAGCAGCUUGCACUGAAAGAAGGUUUGCUGGUUGGAAUAUCUUCUGGUGCUGCCGCAGCUGCUGCAGUUAAGAUUGCAAAGAGGCCAGAAAAUGCUGGGAAAAUGAUUGUGGUUGUGUUCCCCAGCUUUGGAGAGCGUUAUCUGUCCUCUGUGCUGUUUGAAUCAGUGAGGCGUGAGGCAGAGAACAUGACUUUUGAGCCUUGAGAUGUUAUUCACCUAAUUCUUUAGGAUUUUAGCUUAAUCUGCUUGUUGGGUCUUAAAUGUGAAGCAAGAUACCAGUAGGUGUUGGGUUUGUUUUCUGUUUCUUCUUGGUUCUCAGUACAUCUUCUUGGUUCGAAUAAUUUUAAGCAUUUCAUUUGAUGAAGAAAGGGGUUUCUUUUUUCUGUA
Molecule: messenger RNA, 1466 nt
Organism: Macadamia integrifolia
Lineage: Eukaryota; Viridiplantae; Streptophyta; Magnoliopsida; Proteales; Proteaceae
Product: cysteine synthase-like
Exons: 11
Coding region: 306-1283 (325 amino acids)
Cellular component (GO): cytoplasm
Molecular function (GO): cysteine synthase activity
Source: RefSeq, a predicted model, not a curated record